AUGGCGGACCCCUCUGAUCUCAACUUGGACGCGCCCAGCGACCUCCAGGACAUUCCUGAGCUGGCCAUGCAAUUGAUUCCCCCACCUGAGGGAACAUACCCUGAUAAACAAACCCUACUCGCUGCCGUCCAGAGUCAUGGCAAAACCCACGGCUACAACGUGGUGGUCAAAUCCUCGAGUACUCCGACAGAGAAGAAGCCGGGUCGAACUGCGAAGGUGUGGCUGCGUUGCGAUCGUGGUGGUCACUAUCGGCCUCGAAAUGGACUCACCGAAGAAACUCGCAAACGCCGCCGAACCUCCCGACUGAUGGACUGUCCUUUCAUGCUCGUCGCAGCUGGUUCCCCAGGUAUCUGGAGCUUGACCGUCUUGAAUCCGACCCACAACCAUGGACCCAUCGUGGACAAACCUCGUCAGCCACCUCACCACAAGGUGCGCAAGGGUCAAUUGGCUGCGACGCCCUACGAUUGGCCCCAUGAUUGUACCUUUACUCCAUACACGACUGCUCUGGUCAUCAUCGACAUGCAAAAGGACUUCUGCUCAAUUGGCGGAUACAUGCACUAUCAGGGCUACGAUAUCUCUCCAGCCCAAGCUCUGAUCCCCAAGCUGCAGGGCCUACUACAAGCGUUCCGCUCUGCCGGUUUCCCCGUGUAUCACACUCGUGAGGGCCACCGACCCGAUUUGUCUACUCUUUCCAGUCGCGAGUCAUAUCGCUCGCGCAACAACGCUACCGGUCUCGGCAUUGGCUCUCAAGGCCCAAUGGGUCGUCUGCUUAUUCGCGGUGAACUGGGUCAUGACAUUGUGGACGAACUGUACCCUAUUCAAGGUGAACCAGUCAUCGACAAGCCUGGACGCGGCGCCUUCACAUACACCGACUUGGAGCUCCUCCUUCGCAACAAAAGCAUCAAGAACCUUGUCAUCGCCGGCGUGACUACCGAUGUCUGCGUUUCAACUACCAUGCGUGAGGCUAACGACCGUGGAUUCGACUGCCUGCUACUGGACGAUGGUUCCGCGGCCGCUGAGCCUAAUCUUCACGCUUCCACCGUCGCGUCUGUCAAAAUGGAAGGCGGAAUCUUCGGCUCCGUCGGCAAAAUUGAAGAUGUGCUUCAGGCUGUUGAAAACUUCAAGGCUGCCACAAUGAAGAAGCAACCUUCCCAGAUGGCAGGCGAAGUCUGA
This is a messenger RNA of Penicillium daleae, 1173 nucleotides long. Its product is annotated as cysteine hydrolase family protein. The record is from RefSeq and is a predicted model, not a curated record. The coding region runs from base 1 to 1173 and encodes 390 amino acids. Lineage: Eukaryota; Fungi; Ascomycota; Eurotiomycetes; Eurotiales; Aspergillaceae. The transcript has 4 exons.